Messenger RNA from Microdochium trichocladiopsis, 948 nucleotides. RefSeq lists its product as uncharacterized. Bases 1 to 948 code for a protein of 315 amino acids. Lineage: Eukaryota; Fungi; Ascomycota; Sordariomycetes; Xylariales; Microdochiaceae. The transcript has 2 exons. The record is from RefSeq and is a predicted model, not a curated record.
AUGGUGAAGCAGAGCGAGACUGACUCGGAGGUCAUGCUUCAAUCUCCUGACCACUCAGAAGUUGUCUCAACCUCAUGGUCUGGCAGCCAUAUAGUUUCGCCUCACACAUCGUAUGCGGAGUCUGAUAAGAGAGGCACACCGCCGAGCUCGCCUCCUCCUACCAAUCGCAUCGACCACACGGCCAUACUCACGAGCACAGACUUCGUUAAAGAAGAAUCGCUUGUCACCGCGGAGAAUCUGAUACAGUCACUUGGUCCCAAUUCCUUCGUAACAAAGAAAACAGAGAUCAGCUUUUCUCAGAGACCGCUGGAUGUUGGCAUUGAUGAACUCCUCUCGGAAAUUGAAAUAUCAGCAGAAGGGAACAGAACAUCGCGGCUUUCGGCAUCGACAGGUUCGGGAGAGAGUGUGGUUUUGGUCUCUGAGGAAUUCCACACCGAAGCUCAAGGACAUGCAUCCGUUCCUACGGCGACCCCGACACUGAGCCUGUCAGGGUCAAAAAUCAUAAUGUGUCACCAGGGAGAGUCGAUUAGCUCGCCACAGAAUGUGGACUUUGAGGCUUGGAAACCACCGAACACUUGGGGUUGUUCGCCAACCAAGGAGGCGGAGGCUGCAUACAUCGACAAGUUUCCUGGCACGCCUACCAGUACCGAAUCUGACCAUAUCAUGGCUCCAGACAUCAACGCUCUGCAAAGGGAGGUCCGCAUGAUGCAGGCCGCGGGUGCGGAACUCGUGCUAGCAAACAUCAAGGCCGAUAUGGGCGAUUCUUCCGAAGCUGCAGUCUACAAAGAAUUCGAGACCACCAAGAAGCGCUGGAUGUUCUCCUCAUUGUACCAAUUUGGAGGCUUCACAAGUGUAGCCCGACAUGGCGGCAUGCUCUGCAAGAGUCAGACGAGCAAGAGACCCAAGAUCUUGGCUCUUUACGAGUCCACAGGUCAGUUUGCCUAUUAG